This is a messenger RNA of Odocoileus virginianus texanus, 7738 nucleotides long. The record is from RefSeq and is a predicted model, not a curated record. Lineage: Eukaryota; Metazoa; Chordata; Mammalia; Artiodactyla; Cervidae.
AUGGGCCUGGCGCGGGCGCCCGCGGAGCCCCGGCCGCGCUGCCUGCUUGCUCGGGCGCCCCUGGGAGCCGGACUGCGCUGGGGGCGCGGGGGCCGCGCGCACUUCCAGCGGAACGUCAGCUUCCUGCCCCUUCCUGCGCCCCUGCAGGGCGGGCCGCCAAGGGUUAACGCGGGCAGCGCCCCCGGCCCGGCGAGGGUUGGCGAGCCGAGCGCUGCCCGCCCUGCCCCGCCUGGCGCGGCGGCCGGAUCGCGUUGGGGCGGGGGCCGAGCUGGGGAGGGUCGCUGCAGAGCCCGCCCCGGGGUCGAGAUUGAGGGCUGGGGGUGGUGCCUGGAGCGGGGAUUUCUCUUCACCUGGAUCUUAGUUUCGCUCGCCUGUCACCUGGCCUCCACCCAAGGAGUUCCUGAAGAUGUGGACGUCCUCCAGCGGCUGGGCCUCAGCUGGACGAAGGCAGCGGGCGGCCGGAGCCCCCCGCCCCCAGGGGUCAUCCCGUUCCAGACGGGCUUCAUCUUCACGCAGCGGGCCCGGCUCCAGGCUCCCACGGCCGCUGUUGUCCCUGCCGCCCUGGGCACGGAGCUGGCGCUGGUGCUCAGCCUCUGCUCCCACCGGGUGAACCAUGCCUUCCUCUUCGCUGUCCGCAGCCGGAAGCGCAAGCUGCAGCUGGGCCUGCAGUUCCUCCCCGGCAAGACUGUGGUCCACCUGGGGCCCCGGCGCUCCGUGGCCUUCGACCUCGACGUCCACGACGGGCGCUGGCACCACCUGGCCCUGGAGCUCCGCGGCCGCACGGUCACCCUGGUGACGGCCUGCGGGCAGCGCCGGGUGCCCAUCUCGCUGCCUUUCCACAGGGACCCAGCGCUCGACCCUGACGGCUUGUUCCUCUUUGGGAAGAUGAGCCCGCAGGCGGUCCAGUUUGAGGGGGCCCUGUGCCAGUUCAGUAUCUACCCCGUGGCGCAGGUCGCUCAUAAUUACUGUACCCACCUGAGAAAGCAGUGUGGACAGGCUGACACCUACCGGCCUCAGCUGGGACCCUUCUUCCCCCGAGACUCUGGCACACCCCUCAUCUUCCAGAGCGAUCCCGCCCAGCUGGGCCUGGAGAACCUGACCACUGCCAUGCCAGCCCUGGGGUCACGGCCGGCAGGCAGGGGGCCUGGGGUGACCGUGGUGCCUGCCGUGCCCAUCAAGCCCACGAGGACUAUCACCACAGGCCCGCCCCAGCCCAUCACAUCCCAUCCAGCCUGGACCCCCCUGCCCUCCGCCAAGCUAUCAGCCAGUGAAGGGCCUCCUCCCGUGUCCCCAGUCCCUCCCGCCAGCUCCCCCAGACCUGUCCAGCCAUUGCAGAAGAACACAGCCACCAAGACCCCUAAGAGUCACCCCGCCACACCGUCAGCCCUUUCUCCUUCAAUUGCCCCGGUCAGAAGCCCCCGCCCCACCCAGAAGACAGCUCUGCCUGCCUUCAUAAAGCCAGCCUCACCCACCAAGAAGCUGGUGCCACCUACUUCCCAGCCCAUUCCUGCCAAAGUCUCCCGUCCCACAGCGAAGCCGAUCCAGAGGAACUCCGGUAUGCCCAGAUUCCCGCCACCCAGUGCCCGGCCCCUACCUCCAGCCGCUGGCUCCUCUAAAAAGCCUUUGCCCCCAGUGGUCCGGGCUGAGGCCAAGAUGAGUAGUCGUGCCAGUGAGCCGGCUCCUGCCCGCACCAGCACACACAGACCUCCCCCACCCACAGUCCCGCCCUCAUCACCUGUCCCCAGUCCUAGCCCUCCCAGGACCGCUCGGCCACUGGCCACAGCGAUGCCUCCCACCCUUGCUCCUGGUUCAGCCUCCACUGGAAGCAAGAAACCCACUGGAUCAGAAGCCACAAAGAAAGCCAGACCCCGGAAGCCCGUCCCACUCAGAUCCGGGAAGGCAGCCCGAGAUGUCCCGCUGAACGAUCCGACAAGGGAGUCCAGCCCCAGGCAGCCCCGGGCCAGGCAGCAGACCACCCUGGCCCCAGCGCUGGCCCCGGCGCGAUUCCUGUCCUCCAGCCCCCAGCCCAUGAGUACUGGCUAUUCACUCUUCCACUUGGUGGGACCCACACCUUUCCUGCUGCUGAUCGGACCUCCGGGACCCAAGGGAGACUGUGGUUUGCCGGGUCCCCCUGGACUGCCUGGGCUUCCUGGACCCCCUGGUGCACGGGGUCCUCGGGGUCCUCCUGGGCCUUAUGGAAAUCCAGGCCUCCCUGGCCCCCCUGGAGCCAAAGGACAGAAAGGGGACCCCGGGCUCUCACCAGGAAAGGCCCACGAUGGGGCAAAGGGCGACAUGGGCUUGCCCGGGCUCACUGGGAAUCCAGGACCCCUUGGACGAAAGGGACAGAAGGGUUAUCCUGGACCGACGGGGCACCCCGGAGAACAGGGGCAGCCGGGACCCGAGGGUAGCCCAGGGGCCAAAGGUUACCCUGGCAGGCAGGGGCUGCCUGGACCCAUAGGAGACCCUGGGCCCAAAGGCAGCCGGGGCUACAUUGGACUCCCGGGGCUCUUCGGCCUGCCAGGGUCCGAUGGCGAGCGAGGCCUGCCUGGCGUUCCUGGCAAGAGGGGCAAGAUGGGUAGGCCGGGGUUUCCUGGAGACUUUGGGGAAAGAGGCCCUCCAGGACUGGAUGGAAACCCUGGAGAACUGGGCCUGCCAGGGCCCCAAGGAGUCCCCGGCCUCAUCGGCGACAUGGGAACACUGGGUCCGAUCGGCUACCCAGGACCCAAGGGCAUGAAGGGACUGAUGGGAAACGUGGGGGAACCCGGACUGAAAGGUGAUAAGGGUGAACAAGGGCUUCCCGGUGUGUCAGGAGAUGCCGGAUUCCAAGGAGACAAGGGAAGCCAGGGCUUGCCAGGGUUCCCAGGUGCACGGGGGAAGCCAGGGCCUGUGGGCAAAGUUGGAGACAAAGGAUCCAUUGGGUUUCCUGGGCCCCCGGGACCUGAGGGAUUCCCUGGAGACAUUGGCCCCCCCGGGGACAACGGCCCAGAAGGCGUGAAGGGUAAGCCUGGAGCUCGAGGCCUACCAGGACCCCGUGGGCAGCUGGGGCCCGAGGGAGAUGAGGGGCCCAUGGGGCCACCAGGGGCCCCUGGCUUGGAGGGUCAGCCCGGCAGGAAGGGGUUUCCUGGAAGACCUGGCCCAGAUGGCUUGAAGGGCGAGCCAGGCGAUCCUGGAAGGCCGGGGCCUGUGGGCGAGCAGGGACUUCUGGGAUUCAUUGGUCUGGUCGGGGAGCCAGGAAUCAUGGGAGAAAAGGGUGACCGGGGCAUGAUGGGACCCCCAGGCGCGCCCGGACCCAAGGGGUCGAUGGGCCAUCCUGGAACCCCAGGUGUGGUGGGAAGCCCUGGAGAGCCUGGACCUCUGGGUCCUCCAGGAUCUCGAGGCCCACCGGGCAUGCGGGGAGCAAAGGGACGCCGGGGACCCCGAGGACCGGACGGACCAGCUGGGGAGCAGGGGUCCAAGGGCCUGAAGGGCCCGCCAGGACCACAGGGCAGACUGGGCCAGCCCGGGCAGCAGGGCGUGGCUGGCGAGCGGGGCCACUUGGGCACACGAGGCUUUCCUGGCCUCCCGGGUCCCUCCGGUCCCCCAGGCGCCAAGGGCCUCCCAGGAGAACCGGGCCCUCAGGGACCCCAGGGGCCAAUUGGCCCUCCAGGAGAGAUGGGACCCAAGGGACCACCAGGUGCAGUGGGAGAACCAGGCCUUCCUGGGGAAGCUGGCAUGAAGGGUGACCUUGGGCCUCUUGGCAUCCCUGGGGAGCAGGGCCUCAUUGGGCAGCGGGGAGAGCCAGGCCUCGAGGGCGACAGUGGCCCUGCAGGGCCUGACGGGCUGAAGGGGGACAGGGGUGACCCCGGGCCUGACGGUGAACGUGGCGAGAAGGGCCACGAGGGACUGAAGGGCGAGGACGGGCCCCCCGGCCCUCCCGGCAUCACUGGCGUCCGGGGUCCUGAAGGAAAACCAGGGAAGCAAGGCGAGAAGGGCCGGACGGGAGCCAAGGGUGCCAAGGGCUACCAAGGACAGCUGGGUGAGAUGGGCGUCCCUGGAGAUCCUGGACCCCUUGGCACCCCAGGCCCUAAAGGGUCCCGGGGCAGCCUGGGACCAACGGGUGCUCCAGGACGGAUGGGGGCCCAAGGAGAGCCGGGACUGGCUGGUUACGACGGACACAAAGGCAUCAUGGGACCCCUCGGACCUCCUGGACCCAAGGGUGAAAAGGUGGGUGUCUGGUCCUGGGUGGCAACUGCUUUCCAUAUCUGGGGCCGCUGGGAGCGAGUCCUGGGGCCACUGUGGCUGGACUUAGGGGAACAAUGCCACAUGGCUAGGAAGAACAAGGGCUUCCUUGGGGUCCUCCAGGCUAGAAGUUGCCCUGGCCCCCACUCCCUCCAAGAUGAGCCCCUUCACCUGUCUCUCCUUGACUUCCAGGGGCAGGAGGGUGUACAAGGCCUCCGUGGAAAUCCAGGCCAGCAGGGGCAACCCGGGCAUCCGGGACCCCGGGGACGGCCGGGCCCCAAAGGAUCGAAAGGGGAAGAGGGACCAAAGGGAAAGCAAGGCAAGGCUGGGGCGCCAGGACGGAGGGGGAUCCAGGGCCUGCAGGGGCUCCCGGGGCCUCGGGGCGUGGUGGGGAGACAGGGCCCCGAGGGUGUUGCUGGACCAGAUGGGCUUCCUGGCCGUGAUGGUCAAGCUGGACAGCAGGGGGAGCAAGGAGAUGACGGGGACCCUGGGCCCAUGGGCCCCACUGGGAAGAGAGGAGAUCCAGGUGUGGCUGGCUUGCCUGGGGCACAGGGGCCCCCAGGAUUCAAGGGUGAAAGUGGGUUACCUGGGCAGAUGGGACCCCCUGGCAAACGAGGGACAGAAGGUGGAAUGGGGCUUCCUGGGAACCAGGGGGAGCCUGGAUCCAAAGGCCAGCCGGGUGACUCUGGCGAGAUGGGAUUCCCAGGAGUGGCUGGCCUCUUCGGACCCAAGGGCCCCCCAGGAGACCUCGGCUUCAAAGGCAUCCAGGGCCCUCGGGGGCCCCCUGGAUUGAUGGGAAAGGAAGGUAUCAUCGGGCCCCUAGGAAUCCUGGGGCCUUCGGGACACCAGGGUCCAAAGGGCGACAAAGGCAGCCGAGGGGACUUGGGAUUGCAAGGUCCGAGGGGUCCUCCCGGUCCCAGAGGGCAGCCCGGCCCACCGGGUCCUCCAGGGAGCCCUGUCCACUUUCAACAAGACGACCUUGGGGCAGCUUUCCAGACGUGGAUGGACACAAGCAGCGCACUGAGAGCGGAGAGUUACAGCCAUCCGGACCGGCUGGUGCUGGACCAGGGAGGGGAGAUCUUUAAAACCUUACACUACCUCAGCAACCUCAUCCAGAGCAUUAAGACGCCCCUGGGCACCAAAGAGAACCCCGCCCGAGUCUGCCGGGACCUCAUGGACUGUGAGCAGAAGAUGGUGGAUGGUACCUACUGGGUGGAUCCAAACCUUGGCUGCUCAUCCGACACCAUCGAAGUUUCCUGCAACUUCACACAUGGUGGACAGACGUGUCUCAAGCCCAUCACGGCCUCCAAGGUGGAGUUUGCCAUCAGCCGGGUCCAGAUGAAUUUUCUGCACCUGCUAAGCUCUGAGGUGACGCAGCAGAUCACCAUCCACUGCCUUAACAUGACCGUGUGGCAGGAGGGCACCGGGCAGACCCCAGCUAAGCAGGCUGUGCGCUUCCGGGCCUGGAACGGGCAGAUCUUUGAGGCCGGGGGUCAGUUCAGUCCAGAAGUGUCCAUGGAUGGCUGCAAGAUCCAGGAUGGCCGCUGGCAUCAGACGCUCUUCACCUUCCGGACCCAGGACCCCCAGCAGCUGCCCAUUGUCGGCGUGGACAACCUCCCUCCUGCCUCAUCAGGGAAGCAGUACCGCCUCGAAGUUGGACCUGCGUGCUUCCUCUGACCUCUGACCUCCUGGCUCCUCUAGGCCUCGAGGAGGAGGGAAGAGGAGAAAGAGGCAAAGGGAGGGUACCUAGGGGUAGGUGGGCCCAGGAAAGGCAGCUCACCUGCCCAGGGAUCCUUGAGCAGACCCCAGCUGUUGUCUGCCCAGUGGAAGAGGCUGAUGGGUAGCAGGACACAUGGGGUGUCCUUGGGAACAGCUGAUCCCAACUCAGCCCCAAACACCAACCAAAGAGCCGGCCAGAGCAAGCUGGGCCUGCAACCCGUCUGAGCCCCAUGGCCUGUCUCCCAGCAAUGCGGCCACCCCUUCCCUGCCCAGCUUCCUGCCCAAAGAGCCCCACCUUCCAGCCAGCUUGAGAGAAGGGGGCAUCUUGUCAGCUGGUCCCUGCCGGGGAGCUUUGAUGUGCAAUAUUAGAGAGGAGACAUGAAAAAAGGAGAAAAGGAAAGAAGUAUAUAUAUAUUAUUUAAACAAACACAAAGAAGGUGCGUUACUAUUUUUUUUUUUUCAUCUGAGAAAGAUGUGAGAAGGUGAGAGAGCAGCCAGGGGGUGGGAAGUGAUGGAUGCAGAGAGGGAGAGGUGAGAUCCUCGGGGCCGGGGGUGUCCACAUCUGCUACCUCCCACUGUGAAAUCGCUGGUGCUCACAAUUGUCUUGUAGUGUAUGUGAUUUUUUAAGGAAAAAAAAAACUCUAUUUAAGAUUCUGAAGGUGCUACCAUUUUUGCCACAGACUUUGAAGAAACAUUUAGAUGUGGGGUAUCAUCCACGUUUUUCUCUCUCCUCCAAAUAACAAAGUUCGGGGAAUUUUAAAAAUUUUCCUAAUGUCACCCUUGUGCUCAUCAGGUAAUCUGUUAAGGAGGUGGGGAAAGAAGGUAAAAGUGAAAAAAAAAAAAAAAAGCAAAGCAAAAAAACAAAAACAAAAAAUAACCAGAAACAGAAGUAGGAAAGAUUUACCUUUUAACUUAUGGACUUUGAAAUGUUUGUCCUCUGAAGGCAGGGGGAGGCCUGAGCAUGAAGGAUCUUAUUUUGGCCUUUCUUGGUCUUGGAGGGAAGUUAGCUUAUCUUGGAUGGCGUGAUCUAGACUGAGGAGUCCUGACCUUGAGCUUCGACCUUGAAGAAACCAAUGAGGAGAAUGGCGCUGGGUCAGGACUGGCCUUGGAGGUGGAAUGUAAAUACGGACCCAUCUCAUGAAGGCACAGACCAUCUCCUAAGGUCUUCCAUUCUGGAGCUUGUCCUUCCAAGAUAACAGUCAUCACUCUUGCUUUUUUACUGUCAUUCAAUUCUGUAGAAACCCAGUGUUGCUAACUCCAAGUGUAAAUGUGGGCGCAGGAGAAAGGCUUGUUAUGGGAAUCUCAGAGUUCAGCAUGGCAGGGCUCACCAGGGUCAUCUGAAUUGUCCUGUAUCAGUGAACCAGUCAGCAUCCAGGUUGGAUUUUUGAGGUCAUUUUAACUAUGGAAUUAUUUUUAUAGAAGGGGAAAUUUUAUGUGAAAGUCUAUUUGUGUCUCUCUCUCUUUUUUUUUUUCUUUCUAAAGUUGUGUCUCUUUGGGAAUUGGAUUUGAUUUUCAUUAUUCAAUACCUCACUCCGGCCCGCCCCCAUGCCCCGCCCACCGCCCCCUUGCUCCCGGAAGUGCGUUUUUUGUAGCAGCUCGGGCCUCAUCUCAGCCCUCGGUCUCCCAAGCCGCCAGUCUCCACCUGGCCUCUGUCUCGGCGUCUGUCUUGUCCUUGGGUUUCUCUGCUGUCCUCGUUCACGUCUCUGUCCACAUGUCAGUGUGUUAAAACCCAAGUGGGUUCUGUUUCUCCUUUUCCCUUCUGGAUUUUAAAUAAAUAUUUAAAACUGAGGCAAUGGAAUGA